This is a messenger RNA of Chelmon rostratus (copperband butterflyfish), 1685 nucleotides long. It is a transcript of the gene pus1, whose product is annotated as pseudouridine synthase 1. The transcript has 6 exons. Gene Ontology annotation, cellular component: nucleus. Lineage: Eukaryota; Metazoa; Chordata; Actinopteri; Chaetodontiformes; Chaetodontidae. Gene Ontology annotation, molecular function: pseudouridine synthase activity; RNA binding. Bases 267 to 1532 code for a protein of 421 amino acids. The record is from RefSeq and is a predicted model, not a curated record. Gene Ontology annotation, biological process: tRNA pseudouridine synthesis; mRNA pseudouridine synthesis.
GUGUGUAUGUUGCCGCAUCUAUCACAGAACUGUUAGCUAAAGCUACAAUCUGACCUCUAUUAUAAAUAUUUAAAAGUAUAGUUAUUAAAAUUUACGUUGAAAAAGCUGCCUUACGUUUUUAGGAGAUUGCAUGUUUCGUCAACGGAUGACUGAAGUUAGUUUUAUCUGAAUAUUGUGUUUACCUCCGCGUUAGCUUCCGUGGUUCAGCUGAUGAGCCAGUUUGCAUCUUUGAGCUGCGCGAGUUUGUCGGGAUGGUUUAGUGUCAGAUGUUUAACAUCCGACCACUGUUGAGUGCCUUAGUUAACCGGAGACUGACGUUAGAGAGAAUCGGUGGCUUUUAUGAGUGCUUCCGCAUGAUGAGUGAAGGAUCCAGAGAUGAGCAGACAGCCAAGCUGCUGAAAAGAGCCAAUGAGGAAAAUGAAGACUCUGCUGAGAGGGUUCAGGGAACAAAAAGAAUAAAAGCAGAGGGGGAAAACACUGAUGAUGAAAAAAAAUAUCCCAAAAAGAAAGUGGCCCUCCUCAUGGCAUACUCUGGAAAGGGAUACUAUGGAAUGCAGAGAAAUCCUGGAAACUCUCAGUUUAGGACCAUUGAAGAUGAUCUUGUCACUGCACUUAUUAAAUCUGGUUGCAUUCCUGAAAACCAUGGCGAUGAAAUGAAGAAGAUGUCUUUCCAAAGAUGUGCUAGAACAGAUAAGGGUGUGUCUGCGGCUGGCCAAGUGGUGUCUCUAAAGGUGCGGUUGAUAGACGACAUCACUGAAAAAAUCAAUGAGCAUCUGCCAGCUCAGAUCAGAGUGCUAGGUCUUAAACGGGUCACCCAGGGUUUCAAUUCCAAAAACAAUUGUGAUGGUCGCACAUAUUCCUAUAUGCUUCCAACAGUGGCCUUCUCCCCAAAAGACUAUGAUCCUGGGAAUAUAGCAGCCUUUCGCCUUGAGCCAGAGACACUUCAGAGGGUCAACCGUCUGUUUGCUCUCUACAAAGGCACCCAUAACUUCCAUAACUUCACCUCUCAGAAGGCUCCAAAUGACCCCAGUGCCCGUCGCUACAUCACAGAGAUGUCUUGCGGAGAGCCUUUCAUCUGCAGCAAUACUGAGUUUGCGGUGAUCAUUGUGCGAGGCCAGAGCUUUAUGCUGCACCAAAUCCGCAAGAUGAUCGGCCUGGUGAUUGCGGUGAUUAAAGGUUACGCAAAGGAGGAAGUGAUGGAGCGCAGCUGGGGACAGGAGAAGGUGGAUGUGCCCAAAGCUCCAGGACUGGGGCUGGUCCUGGAAAGGGUUCAUUUUGACCGGUACAACAAACGAUUCGGAGGGGACGGGCUGCAUGAGAGGCUGGAAUGGGACCGUGAGGAGGAGGUGAUCAAGGCCUUCAAGGAGGAUCACAUCUACCCCACCAUUGUUGAGACAGAGUGUCAGGAGGGCUCCAUGGUCAGCUGGAUGUCCACACUUCCUAUCCAUGACUUUGAAGCCACAGCUACUGACCCACAAGACAGCAAGGACCAGAAACAGGACAAUGCAGAUGCAGGAAAUGACUCCGAUUAGGUCACCCUGCCUGCUGAAAGAAGAGACAUUUUCUCCACAAUACAUUCUCUCUGUUUUGUUGGGAUUGGCUUUGUUUUUAGUGUGUCUUCCAAGAUUGACUUUUUUUUUAGGGGAUUAAAUUCUGUUUCUCUCAUACAAAUAUUAUUAAACAAA